This is a messenger RNA of Abrus precatorius (Indian licorice), 2431 nucleotides long. RefSeq names its product sorting and assembly machinery component 50 homolog B-like. The transcript has 4 exons. The record is from RefSeq and is a predicted model, not a curated record. Lineage: Eukaryota; Viridiplantae; Streptophyta; Magnoliopsida; Fabales; Fabaceae. Gene Ontology annotation, biological process: protein insertion into mitochondrial outer membrane. The coding region runs from base 193 to 1800 and encodes 535 amino acids. Gene Ontology annotation, cellular component: outer membrane; SAM complex.
AUAAUGGUUCAUAAAAAAAAAAAAAAGAAGAUGAAGAAAAAUGAAAAGAAAAAGAAAAGAUUACCAACUACAAUAUACCUGCACUGCAUCGCCGUCUCUCACAAAGCGUGUCUGAACUGAACCAUUUUUACUCCCACACUCAAUCUCUCUCUCUUAUCGCAAGAAACACAACACAAAAACUCCCUCUGAUAAAUGGCUAACACGGAAGAUCCCAACCCUAACAAUGCCACUCAACGCUCCAUAAACACCAAUGGCGAUGCGGAACUCGACGACGAAGAUGACGAUGACAUCGACGACGACGACGAAGAAGAAGACAACGACGACGUCGUUCGGGAAUCGAAUCGUCGAAUUCCCCAAUCUGCAGAGUCCAAGUGGCGGGAACAGCGUUUCAAGGUGGAAACCCUGUCCCGGCGGUUGUCGUCGGAGUUGGUUCCUAUCCGAGUCCACGACGUGUUUAUUAACGGCAACACGAAGACGAAGGAUUGGGUGAUUGAGGCGGAACUCAAGGGCAUCGAAAACGCCACUAGCAUGCAGGAGCUUAUGCAAGCUUCGCAAAUCGCCAUUGCGAGGCUUCAGGGGCUCGAAAUCUUCGAUUCCUGCAAGGUUAGGCUUGAGUCUGGUCCCCGAGAGCUCCCUAACACUGCCAAUGUCAUCGUCGACGUUGUAGAGACCGAUAGCAAAGUUUCCGGCGAAUGCGGCGUUUAUACCAAACCCUCCACUAGUUCUUGGACUACUGAAGGUACUCUUAAGUAUAAAAAUUUGUUGGGUUAUGGUGAUCUCUGGGAUGCUUCCUUGGCUUAUGGUGCCAACCAAGCAACAGAGGUGAGUGUAGGGGUGUAUGCUCCGCGACUUAAAGGGUUAUUAACUCCUAUUGUGGCACGAAUGUCCAUGCUUUCCCAAGAUUGGCAAGAUUCUUCCUCAUACAAAGAGCGGUUGCUGGGUGUGUCUCUUGGCUUAGUCUCUACAAAGCACCAUGACUUAGCAUACACUCUUGGAUGGCGUACCUUAACAGAUCCAUCCCGAAUGUCAUCCAGGUCUAUAAGAAGGCAGCUUGGGCACAGUUUAGUGUCAUCUCUGAAGUAUACAUUUAAAAUUGACAGGAGAAAUUCACCUAUUAGACCAACAAAAGGAUAUGCUUUUCUCUCCACCACUCACUUUGGUGGCCUUACACCAGAUCACCGGAGCUCGCGGUUUCUGCGUCAGGAGUUUGAUGUACGCCUUGCUGUCCCUUUUGGGUUUUAUAAUACAGCAGUAAACCUUGGCAUAUCUGCUGGUGUUGUUUUUCCAUGGGGGCAUGGUUUCAAAACCAAGCCAUCUCCCCUUCCAGAAAGGUUUUAUUUGGGUGGUGAUUUUUCUCCAGUUUGCACCCUAGGAGGACCAACAACAUUAUGGGGAUUUAAAACUAGAGGAUUAGGUCCUACUGAACCACGGAGGCAAGAUAGAGAAGGAUCUAAUGAUGACAAUGGUGAUUCCUCUGGAUGGGACUUCAUUGGAGGAGAUCUCGCUGUUACUGCUUUUGCAGACCUCUCUUUCGAUCUUCCAAUUAGGUGGUUGAGGGAACAUGGAAUCCAUGGGCAUGUUUUUGCUGGUUCUGGGAAUACUGCUAAAUUAACACAGAAUGAAUAUAAGCACUUCUCUCCUCAAAAGUUCGUAGAAUCUUUUCGAACAUCAGUGGGAUGUGGAAUUGUUAUUCCUACUAGACUCUUCCGGCUAGAGGGUAAUUACUUCUACGUACUCAGGAAGGAUGAGCAUGAUCGUGGGAAGACUGGAUUUAGGUUUAGCUUCUCAGCUCCUUCGUAGCAGCUGGGUUCUCAGCUGGAUAUUCUUUUCCUUUCUAUGUAGUUCUUCAAGCAUUAAACAUUUUUGCUGUCUAUCUCAGCAUUGCAUUUUCAUUUUCUUCUUCCCUUAAUUGCAGACAAAAUAAGAGAGGGCAUUGUUUUAUUAUAUUCACAGCGAUCUGGUUUUGGAGUGAUAUUAUCCAUUUGGGAAUCAAAUUCAUAACAUAUCAGCCGAUGCUCAUUGCACUGCAAAUGUGCAUGAAAUUCGAAAAUCAUGCACUACGUAAGGCAUUACCCGUGAGAGUUCAUUGCUUUUUUUUUUUUAGCCCGCUUGUAUUUUGAACUAUAUACACAGCUCACUCUCUUUUUCUUGGGUCAACCACAGCUUCCUCUUGUAUUGGUUGAUAGUGAUGGAUCAUCCACGUGGGGAUUGCUGCGUAUUGUGUGUGUAUAAUGUUUUAUUUCUUUUGAAAGAGCAUCAAUCAGGCCCACAAUAUGCAGAAAUUAGGGGACUAAUGUGUCAAAAUAAGGAAGCUGGUUUCGUGGUUGUUUGUUUAAUCUUUAGAAUUAAUUUCUUACAAUAUGGCAUACGUUUUAUUAUACAACUUGUAAUUAAGAUUUACUUCUAAAAAUAUUUCAAUUAGAUUUAGUAG